AUGUGCGACGACGACCACCUAGAGCAGCUGUAUGCGAUCCUGUUUGGCCCCAGCCCCUUCAGCCCCGUGGUCAAGACGCUCGUCGCCCAGGACGAGCCCGCGGCGCUGCAGCAGCGCGGCCGCGCCAGCGUCAUGCAUAAGAUUGAGAGCCGCUUCCGCUUCCUGUCGGCCAACAGCGCGUCCACGCUGCGCGGCAAGUGGCCCUCGUACCGCGAGGCGCUGCUGCUCGUUCGCGACAGGCUGGGUGUGCAGUGCAGCGGCAAUUUGUCAACGGAAGACCUGGAGACAGAGCUGUUCCUGCACAUCCUCCAAAACUGCCAGGAGUAUGUGGACGGGCAGCCGCAGGGCGCAAGCGACGCCGCAGCCGGCAGGGCGGCCGCGGCGGCGGGCGGCGUCGAAGGCGACGGCAUGGGCGGUACCGCGGGCAGGGGCCGCCCCGGAUGGGCGGAGCGCCUGCUGGCGCCCAUCCGCCUGAGCGUGCAGGAGCUGCUGCCGGGGGCGGUCAAGCUGGGGGGCGCCGUGACGGUCUCUGCGGUGGGCCGCAGGGCCGCCGAGCGGCUGGCCGCGCAGCGGGGCCUGACGGGCGCGGCGGCGCGGUACGGCGCACUGCGGGGCGCGAUGGCGUUCGUGGGGCCCGUCAUGUGGGGCUGGCUGGCGGUCGAUCUGGGUAUGAUGGCGAUCGGGACCGACUACUCGCGCAUAAUCAGGGCUGUGUUUGUGCUGGCGCAGGUGCGGCUGCUGUGCACGCACGGAUGGUGCGCCGCAGAGCCCGGGGGCCCCGAGGAGCUGGGCGGCGGCAGUGUGUACGACUCGGGAGUGAUCUGA
Molecule: messenger RNA, 825 nt
Organism: Monoraphidium neglectum
Lineage: Eukaryota; Viridiplantae; Chlorophyta; Chlorophyceae; Sphaeropleales; Selenastraceae
Exons: 5
Coding region: 1-825 (274 amino acids)
Source: RefSeq, a predicted model, not a curated record